This is a messenger RNA of Owenia fusiformis, 3059 nucleotides long. Lineage: Eukaryota; Metazoa; Annelida; Polychaeta; Sabellida; Oweniidae. The record is from the annotation of a GenBank genome assembly.
GAAAAUCUGUUGGAUUUUUAAUUUUAUCCGAAGAAAGUCAAAUUUCAGGGCCAAUAGAGCAGUACACGUCUGCUAAUUGAUACACUUCACAAUUCGAGUUUAAAUGCACAGUGAUUGACUGAAGGAUACAUCCAGCAACUGCCUCUGACAGAUAGAAACCUGUGGAUGAAUCAUUACCGUAGCAACAGGAGAGUGAUAAUGAAGUUACCAUAGCAACAGAUACUAUUAUUAACUGAGCUUUGUGUGCUUUGACAAAAACAGAGCAAAACACAAACAGACAUGAACCAUGAAACAAGACAAUAGAUUUGGAUUAGAGGUGUGAUGUCAUUGCUGUUAUGUUCUGCCUCUCUGCCCUAAUGCUGACGAUAUGGUUGUAAUGAAGAUGUGCCAAAAAAGGAGAGAAAACGUGCAUGUUGGAAUCCCCGGCUAUUGUUACAUCACAAUAACAUCAUUGUGAUGUCAUAAUAGAUUCUACGGAGGAGGAAAGGUGAUAUAAAAUUAUUCUGCAAUCAUGAUUUCUAAAAUGAUGAAUCGAAUGUUCAACGAGACGUUCCAGUCCCCAGACUUGGCAUCGUUAUAUCAUCGCCAGCUGGUUGUGACCUUGGUACUAGAGGACGCCCUGGUGAAAUACGAGUGGCAGGAAGUGAUGACUGACACACCUAGUGUGAAGAGUACUGGUAUAUUAUGCCUGGUUGGAGUGGGUCUUGGAAUUGGGACAAUCUUGAUGUACAGACUCUAUAAUCGCUUCUACGAUUGUGACAUCAGACAACGAUGUAACGGCAUCUACGAUAAACAUUUAACUAAAAAACGAAAAAGUGAAGAAAAUCAAAAUGGUGAAGUAUCUGAUGGUAGCCCAGGAAGGAAAAGAAAAUACAGCCAGUUAGAGAGGCAGGAUCUAGAAAUAACUUCAGCUGAAGAUCGACUGCAUCAGACAAACUGCAUUAUGGGUAAUCAAUAUUCUGGACCAGAUGAAGCCAGAUAUUCAAAAUACACCAAUAGUCUAACACUUGGUAAUUAUCCUCCGUCAUUCGAUGAUGGGAAUGAAUUGCGACAACUCAACUCAGACCACCAUGAAAGCUACGGGCCUCUGGAUAAUGGCUCAUUACAUCCUAUGCACGACAGUGGGAUUCAAUAUGAUGCAGAACAGAAUUUAAUAUACAGAGGGCGCUAUAGGCAUAAAUCAGGCGAAUCAGACAGUCAGAAUAAUCUGUUGCUAGAUCGCGCAGAUUCUCUUGUAUCAUAUGACAGUGAUAUACAUUUACCAUCAGACAUUUCUUUAGGGGAUUCAUCUGGACCCUGGACCCCCAACUCUCCAUUAUCACCAUUUUUGAAAAACAAUUCACUGAAUGGAAGUAAUGGAAGUGCCAAAAAAGACAGUGUUAGCUCAGAUAUCUCAGAAAUGUCAACACCCAGCAGUGAAUUAUUUGAAACUGACACAGGUAUCGACACAGUUGAAAAUCUUGAUAAAGUUGAGCAAGAAUUGGAGGAAAUAAAAUCGGAAAUUUCUGAUAUCAGUUGUAAAGUAUCAGACCUUAGCUCGAAGGAGUCACUUCUAAACAGUAUGGAAGAUGGAAGUGAUGAUAUUUUCAUUUCGCCAGAAACUUUCAAUGAGGAAAACUUAAACAAAGCUUUAUCCGUUCUGAGGAAAUAUAAAGUGAACAAUUUAAAAAGGGUGUAUCGCUCCCAGAGUGUCCCGGAGCAUGUGGAGAAGUUAAAACUUGUGGGGAGACAGAAUCACUUCCCCUACCCUCAGGAUUAUGACUGGGAACUCGACAUGGAAAUGGUAGAAGAUUUCGAUCAAAGCCAAUCAGCACCAAAUAUAUACAAAGAUUUUAUUGGACAAAUGUCCAGCAGUGCUAGCUCUCCAGAUAUAUGUCAGAGGUCGUCUUGUAGUAACUGUCUGCAUGACGAUUGUCAGAACCUCGUAACAACAAACUCAGACACAUCGUUACAUCACCAGUUACGAUUAUGUACUCAUGGGAGAUUAUGCAGUGAGAGAGAGCGAGGGUUAGGUGUAGAUAAUUGUCAUAUUAAUUCGUUAAAGUGCUCUAUAUGUUCUUCUUGUACUUUAGACAAUGGUAGAGGGAGUUCCCGCAACAGUGUACAUACUCUCCACUCUAUGCAAUCUUCAGAGUCUACCCCUAAACAUCACCGUGACAACACUAUUGCUGCAUAUGAUAACACUGUUGCUAAUACAAGCGACCAUACCUCAGAAGUUGCUACGUCAACUUUAGACAAUCUUUCAAAUUCACCAAAGCUCACUAUUACCAAAUCAAGAUCUGAUGUAGACGCAUGAUGUCAGCUCCCUGUUGAGGGAUGUAGACAGUAAGAUGCAAUGCAAGUAUAAUGGUUUCAGCUAAAAUCUAUGCUCUUUAGGCUACUCCACAGGCCUUAGAUUUGUAUUAAAGUCUAAUGGCUUCAGAAAGUGUUCCAAGACCUGAAACUGGUCUACAACAAGUCUGCUUUGCUUUUGAUGUGCUAUAUACAAAACUGGUAAAUUGUGAACUUAUUUAGCUUCUUUAUUUUGUCAAGUGCAUAUACUGCAUACAUCUGGGGAGAAAUUGAUACUAUAUCAUCAGGUGAAACUGUUAAAUUGUUGCUUUUUGUUCUUGCUAUCCUUUAAUGUUGAAACAUUGAAGUGUUAUGUCGUUGGUAAGAAAGUUGUAAAAAGUGCUAAUUGUGAAAUAUACGGUUCAUAAAUACAAUGAAAAUGCAUCUGUUAACUACAGUUCACUAUUACACCGUGCAAUUGUCACAUUUUUUGCACUUAUAUAUCAUACAUGAUUAGUGAAUUUGGUACUUACAUGUUCAGAUAUGGUGUUACUUGAGAUAACACAGCAGUAUAUAUAGUGCAGUUGUAAUGUUUAGUUCACUGGUGUGACAUAUUGUUCCCAAAUGUGACAUGAAGUUCACAUGUGUGACAAGGAGUUUACAAGCAUGACAAACUCUUCACAAGCGUGACUAGUAACAGUUCACAGGUGUGACAUGUCACAGUUUACAGAAAUUGUACAGUUGAUUAGAAAGUGCAGGUCACUUGAUAAUGAGAAAAAUGCAUGAUU